CUUCUGAAGAACGUUUCAAGUUCCAAUUAUGAUUCUCUUACUACUGAUGAUGAGUGGUAUUAUUAGUUGGGCAAUUGCUGGGCCUGUUAAUUGGCUUCGUGAUGCUUUUGAUAAUACUCUUGAUACUGCAGAAGAUAUUCACAUCGAUCUUGAGCAUCUAGAGCACAUGAUGUACGGUAUGCCAAGUAAUAACACUGGCUCAAAAGUGGCUGAAUGGGAUGAAACUGCUGGUAUGAAUCCUGAAGAGUUGGGAGAGUAUGCAGAGGGUGAUAUUCUGUUUCCAAUGAUUAUGAUGAGGAGUGGAUUGUCGUCGACUACUGCUCGGUGGCCUGGGGGAAUUAUUCCGUACAUGAUUAGUCCAUGGUUUGAUACUACUCAAUAUCAAUUAAUAAUGGAAGCCAUGGAAGAUUUUCAUAGAAACACAUGUAUUCGUUUUGUACCGUACACUGGAGAUACUAACGAUUACAUUAGGAUUACUGCUGGCAAUACGGGUUGUUGGAGCAGCGUGGGCAGGAUAGGAGGUCGACAGGAUGUUAAUCUCCAAACUCCUGGAUGCGUAAUAAAGAAAGGAACUGUAAUACAUGAGUUGAUGCAUGCUGUUGGGUUUAUUCAUGAACAGAGCAGAUAUGACCGAGAUGAUUACGUUGCUAUACAGUGGCAAAACAUCAAACCAGGUAGUGAUAUUAACUUUAAAAAAGCUGCAGCGGGCACAACAGACCCUUUUGGAGUUAAAUAUGACUAUGGAAGUGUUAUGCAUUAUUCUAGCAAUGCUUUUUCUGCUAACGGACGUCCUACAAUUAUUCCUAAAGAAAAUAAGGGAUUCCUGGAUUUUUUUGAUAUGCUCCAAGGUCGAUCAAAACCUACACUUGGACAAAGAGAAGGUUUCAGUAAGUUGGACAUCCGAAAAAUCCGCAAGAUGUAUCGUUGUGAUUCGUCUAGAAGUUAUCGUCAAACAAGAGAGAAUUUAAGAUUCAACAUAUCGAAGAAUUUCCCAUGGUUCUGGUGAAGAAUUAUUUUCAAUAACUA
This is a messenger RNA of Chelonus insularis, 1026 nucleotides long. Its product is annotated as zinc metalloproteinase nas-4-like. The record is from RefSeq and is a predicted model, not a curated record. The transcript has 4 exons. Gene Ontology annotation, molecular function: zinc ion binding; metalloendopeptidase activity. The coding region runs from base 29 to 1006 and encodes 325 amino acids. NCBI's taxonomy places the organism in Eukaryota, Metazoa, Arthropoda, Insecta, Hymenoptera, Braconidae. Gene Ontology annotation, biological process: proteolysis.